GUCCACCGUCAAAGGCGCGUAUCGGAACGAACUUCACCCUUCGCAGCUUUCAGCGGUUUUUCGAGAAUUAUUUGCCUUCCCAAAGAUUUCAAGCAUAUGUAAGAAUAAUAAUAAUAAAAAGAAGAGAUCAUUUGCGUCCUGAAAAAAAAAUCCUUUCUAUUCUCUAAUGGAGGACGUAAGAGAGGAGAUUCGCCUUGUGGCGACUAUCAUCGACAAAUUGCUGAAUGCGAAUGAAUCGCUCAGAGCAGAUCAGUUGACACCUCUGACGAAACGACUUCGCAACGCAGCCGAUGCCAUCACUGCAAACGAGGGAACAACAUUUUCAAAUGCUGCCGGUUUUUCCUGUUCGUCAAAACCCACACUUAACGCGGACGCUGGCGCGGGAGUGAUCAAACUGACGGGAAGUCGAAACAACAAGAGAGCGCCAGUUACUGUUGACACUGCACGUUCUUCAGCUGGGAAGAAAGUAAGCUCGCAAAAACAGCGUCCAACUUCGGCUCAUGGGGAGAUAGAUACGCCGCAGUUGCACGUCUCAAGCGAGGUUUCGCGGUCACUGUGCUGUUGCCUCUACAACCUUUUGGAAGGUGCUGUGAACCUUCUCCGGGCAUCACACGGUCACAUUUUUGUCAGAAAAGGAGAUGAGAUGGCCUCCAUCGCCAACGUAGCGAGAAAACUUGUGUUUCCUCCUCAACAGAUUCAUUAUAGGUGCAUGGGUAACGCCGACGCUGAAGUGCUUGGGAGCUCGAUUGCGUUGAAUCGUUUCAUGGAAGACGUCGGGAAAAAGGGUGCGAUUCUCAUUUUUCCUAUCUUUGGAAGAGAUAAGUCGUCUGGCCAGUCUCGCGUUCCAAUUGCGACAAUUCAUGUGGAGCGUAAGGAUCAUGUGUUCGAACCGUUCAACAGCAGUGAUGAGUGCAUUUUGUACUUUGCCUCCGUGUUUUGUGGAGAGCUCAUGUCGCGUGUUCCGCACUUUGGAUGGCUGAACUCUUUUUACGACCCGGCUACACAGCACAUUGUAGCUCCGUUUGUGCCUUAUAAGUCAGUGCCUCUCCCGGGAGUACGACGAGCACCGAACGUCUCUAGCAGUCACACCGAAACGCCGGGCGCUAGAUAUGACUCCUUGCCUGUGGUGGUGUCUCAGCUGACGCAGAAGACCGAAGAGCAUUGUAAAGAGGUGCUUAUUCGGCGUGAAAGUCUGCCUUCACGCAAUUCAAAGCCGUUCGCCCCUGGAGUUACGCAUAUGCCUUCGCUACUCGAGAUUCAAGUGUAUGUUGACAACCUCCAAUCCUGUUGGAGGAAAAACAUGACUGAGAACGUCAAUUUGCUAGAGACGCAUCGCAGCACACAGCAGGACUUAAAGCUCACGCGUAACGAAAUGCUCACGGCACGAAAGCAGCUUGCCGCAGCAAAUGAAAAGUUGCGACUUUAUGAGCUGGAUUCGAAAGACUAUAAGAAUGAAUACGGCGCUUUAAAGACAGAACUCAACACGUACAUGGAUAAGCUAGACCGUCUGCAUUGA
Leptomonas pyrrhocoris is the source of this 1516-nucleotide messenger RNA. RefSeq lists its product as hypothetical. The record is from RefSeq and is a predicted model, not a curated record. The coding region runs from base 167 to 1516 and encodes 449 amino acids. The transcript has a single exon. NCBI's taxonomy places the organism in Eukaryota, Euglenozoa, Kinetoplastea, Trypanosomatida, Trypanosomatidae.